Molecule: messenger RNA, 231 nt
Organism: Medioppia subpectinata
Lineage: Eukaryota; Metazoa; Arthropoda; Arachnida; Sarcoptiformes; Oppiidae
Source: the annotation of a GenBank genome assembly
AUGAAUUGUUUCGUAUUAUUAAUAUUUACAUUCUUCGCCUAUUUAUCGGUCUCUAAUGCCAUCACAUACUGUCCACUGCGAGAGACGGCCACCACUAAGUUGGAUGCGACCAAAACCAAGAACUAUUACGAGUGUCCAGGUCAUCUGCCCAAACAUUACAGUGAAUGCUGUAAUGAUAACCGAUGCUGUCCUUCGCUAACCACCAGCAUCUAUGAAAUCGACCAAAAGUAA